UUGUCUCAAUGAUUUGAAUGAAGAAUGACACAACAUACCUCAACUUUCUAGAUCUUGUUUGUUACUUCAUGUUUGAGCUCUUCGGUAUCCUAUAAAAGUUCAUAUUUGGAGAUUAAUCGAGUAACACGUACUAUAAAGAAAUUCAAAAUAAAAGUAGAGUUCAAUAUAGGAGCUAUGGUAUCACCAAACUUAUAUGUACAAUUGAUUUCAAAACAAAUUCUAGUUAAGUGACUUGGUAGCAAUGUGAUGUGGUCCAAACUUCAAAGUGUAAAAGUUGCGUUGAGUUCAUCAUCAUAGAAGGUUGAAUAUGGCUGGCAGGGGAUCCGAAAUUAGUGAUGAAUCGGCCACUGCAUUCGAGAGCAAGAUAACACUUUCGGUUAUCAUCACUUGCAUUGUUGCUGCAUCCAGUGGACUCAUUUUUGGAUAUGACCUCGGAAUUUCAGGUGGUGUUACUACGAUGAUACCAUUUCUUGAAAAGUUCUUUCCAGAAAUCUUGAAAAAGGCUGCAAGUGUCGAACAAAACACAUAUUGCGUGUAUGAUAAUCAAUUGUUGACAUUAUUCACAUCUUCUCUGUAUUUAGCUGGAUUAGUAACUUCUCUAAUUGCGAGUCGAAUCACAACAACGUUGGGUCGUAGAAACACCAUCCUGUUGGGUGGUGCCAUCUUCCUUGUGGGUGGGGCCAUUAAUGGAGGAGCUCAAAAUAUUGCUAUGCUCAUCGUUGGUCGUAUCCUUCUCGGCUUUGGAAUCGGUUUCACUAAUCAAGCUACUCCAUUGUACCUUUCGGAAAUCGCUCCUCCAAAAUGGCGUGGAGCAUUAAGCACAAGCUUUCAAUUCUUCGUACAAGUUGGCGUGGUGGUUGCAGGGUGCAUAAACUAUGUCACUGCAAAGCAUCCUUCGGGUUGGCGAAUCUCUCUUGGCUUAGCGGUGGUUCCAGCAGCGUUGAUCACAAUUGGUGCCUUCAUUAUAAGCGACACGCCAAACAGUUUGGUGGAGCGUGGAAAGAUAGAUCAAGCUAGAAAAGCUUUGCAUAAAAUAAGAGGGUCAAACAAUGUUGAACCUGAGUUAGAAGAACUUCUUAGACGAUCACAAUAUGCCAAAUCUAUGAAGCAAUAUCAAUUUUCAACCAUAUUUGAGAGACAAUAUCGACCUCAUUUGGUGAUUGCAAUUGCUAUUCCGCUUUUUCAACAACUUACUGGGAUUAACAUGGCUGCUUUCUACGCACCUAACCUCUUUCAAUCUAUGGGUUUUGGUAACAAUGCAGCUUUGCUUGCUAAUAUUAUACUUGGACUUGUUAACAUUGUUUCAGUCAUCAUCUUCUCUACCAUCGUUGAUCGGGUUGGUCGAAGAGUCUUGUUUAUAACGGGUGGCAUUCUUAUGUUUUUCAGUCAAAUUGCGCUGGCUAUUGCGCUGGCAGAGGCGACCGGUUCUUACGGCACAGGGAGAAUAUCAAAGGGCAAUGCUGCACUGUUAUUAGUGUUGAUGUGUUUUUACUCUUCAGGUUUUGGUUGGUCAUGGGGUCCUCUAUUAUGGCUAAUUCCAAGUGAAAUUUUCCCAUUGAAAAUCAGAAGCAUAGGACAAAGCAUAGCUGUUGCUGUGCAGUUCAUAACUAUAUUUGUGUUAUCUCAGACAUUCUUGACAAUGCUAUGUCACUUAAAGUUUGGUGCUUUCUUGUUUCAUGCUACUUGGAUUGUAGUAAUGACCCUCUUUAUUAUAUUGUUCUUGCCAGAGACCAAAGGACUUCAUUUGGAUUCAAUCUAUGCCGUAUGGUGUAAACACUGGUUUUGGCGCUGCUAUGUUAAAGGAGAAGUUCUCCGAAAUCAACGAUGAGUUUUUUUUAUAGCUAGAUGUUGUAUCACAAAUUAGAUUAUAUUUAUUUUUAUGACAUAGUCUAGCCAAGUCAUUUAUUUUCAUGUCAUUUCACCUCUUGUGUAUAUGUUUGCAUCAAGUAUACCUCUUGUGUAUAAGGUUCCUUCAAAGGACAAUUCCCACCCAACUCUUUGUUCCUAGAUAUCUAGCUACUACAGUCCAACGUGUUCAUUAGCUGCAGAA
Molecule: messenger RNA, 2050 nt
Organism: Cicer arietinum (chickpea)
Lineage: Eukaryota; Viridiplantae; Streptophyta; Magnoliopsida; Fabales; Fabaceae
Source: RefSeq, a predicted model, not a curated record